Spirodela intermedia is the source of this 657-nucleotide messenger RNA. Lineage: Eukaryota; Viridiplantae; Streptophyta; Magnoliopsida; Alismatales; Araceae. The record is from the annotation of a GenBank genome assembly.
AUGGGGUCUUCAUCCGCUUCCACCGGCGUCCUCUCCCUUUUCCUCUUCCUUGGUCUCUCUUCUCUCUUCGUCGGAGCGGCUGCAAGACCCUGCAAGACCCUCUUUAUUGCCUAUACCUUCUCGUCCGACAACUCCGUCGACGGGUACACCGGUACCUCGAUCGAGGUUUCGCAGAUCUCCGCCACCGGAGAUCAGGGCCCGUCAAGGUUCCUCGCCAUUUACAGGUUGAUUCCCCUGCGCUACUACCUCCGCAAUCCGUCUUAUUCUUCUUCCGCGGCGGCCGCCACGGAACCCCUGGCCACCGACAUCCGCCUCCCCGUCGGGAUCGACCGUCCCUCUCUUCCUCGUCACGUUCUCGAUUCGGAGCCAUCUUUCGGCAUCAGCUCGCUCCGGGAGCGCGCCAGGGACAUCCUGGUGGUUGUGGCCGGCCUCCUCUUUGGCGUCGGUUGUGCUGCUCUCACAUCUGCCUCGGUUUACCUCGCAUGGUACCUGAUCAACAGCCGCUAUGAGUUGGCCAGCGCGGACGGGUACGAUUAUGUUGACGAUGAUGACUCAGUGGAUGACAUGGAGAGCCCCAAGAAGAUGGGCUAUGUCGGUCUCCCCGCUUUAUCUGCAACCCCGGUUGCCCCUCUCAAGGAAGGGUUUGAGGGAAAUUAG